Molecule: messenger RNA, 327 nt
Organism: Racocetra fulgida
Lineage: Eukaryota; Fungi; Glomeromycota; Glomeromycetes; Diversisporales; Gigasporaceae
Source: the annotation of a GenBank genome assembly
GUACAGAAUGGCGGAUUACCAUCUCCCGGGCAAAUGAAAAUUACUUUUAAAGAAGGAGAGAGUGAAAGUUACGUUCUUAUUGAACAUACUGAGCCAUUACCAACUUAUACACCGCGUGAAGAUUCCACAUCAACUGCUACACAAGCAUUAGGAACGGGGGCAUCUAGCAUCACUCCACCAACAGGACCUCUCACCAAUGCAACAUCCCCAUCUCAUUCUACUUCCGUUAAUUCUACAGCACCUCCACCGAUAGCUCCGGACGAGCUACCACCCAGUGAUAACGAAGCACAUAAAAAUCCUGGCAAUGAAGUUCCUGCUCCUAGCUGA